Molecule: messenger RNA, 1646 nt
Organism: Otolemur garnettii (small-eared galago)
Lineage: Eukaryota; Metazoa; Chordata; Mammalia; Primates; Galagidae
Gene: CLEC1A
Product: C-type lectin domain family 1 member A
Exons: 6
Coding region: 164-976 (270 amino acids)
Source: RefSeq, a predicted model, not a curated record
UCUCCAGGCAGGAACUGGAGUCAGAGAUUUCCCCUGCUACUUGCCGGGAAAGAACAUCAGGAAUGCCUUUCAGUGCCUUGUUUCCUGCACCAGCUCACAGAAGCCGGGCAGCUUGGGGCCAUCUGACCACCGCAUCCUUUGCCCUCACCCCUGCAGGAACCCGAUGCAGGCCAAGUUCAGCAGCACGAGGGACAUGCUGGAUGAUGAUGGGGACACCACCAUAAGCCUUUAUUCUCGAGCCUCUGCUGCAACCCGGCGGUCAGAGCCUGGGCACACAGAGCACAGGACUCCGUCUCCAGCCUGGCGUCCAGUAGGCCUGACCCUGCUGACUUUGUGCUUGGUGCUACUAAUAGGCCUGGCAGUCUUGGGGUUUUUAUUUUUUCAGUUCUAUCAGCUCUCCAAUACUCAGCAGGAUACCAUCUCUCAGAAGGAAGAAAGACUGGGGAACCUCUCCCGACAGCUGCAGUCACUCCAAGCCCAGAACAGGAAGCUUGCAGAAACUUUGCAGCAUGUGGCUGAAAAACUCUGUCGUGAGCUCUAUAAUAAAACCGGAGGACACAGGUGCAGCCCUUGCCCAGAAAAAUGGAAAUGGCAUGGAGAUAAAUGCUACCAGUUCUAUAAAGAGAGCAGAAGUUGGCAGGGCUGUGAACAUUUCUGCAUUGCUGAGAACUCUACCAUGUUGAAGAUAAGCACACAAGAAAUGCUGGAGUUUGCCAUGCCUCAGAGCUACUCUGAGUUUUUCUACUCUUAUUGGACAGGGCUCUCCCGCAACGGCAGUGACAAGGCCUGGCUGUGGAUGGAUGGAUCCCCAUACUCCCUUGAACUGUUUGAUAUUAUAAUAGAUGUCACCAUCCCAAGAAGCAGGGACUGUGUGACCAUCCUCAAUGGGAAGGCUUUCUCAAAGGACUGCAGAGAGUUGAGAAGGUGUGCGUGUGAGAGGAGGGCAGCACUUGUGAAGCCAGAGCGGGUCCUUUAGCUACCCUGAGACAUCACAUGGAGUUGAUCCACUCUCCAGCUGCAACUGCCAACAGGAGUCAAGCCAUGCAAGGCCCAUGCAGGGGCUACCUGAGACCUGGGGAAAUGGACAAUCAUCAGGGAAGGCAAUGUCUCUACUAGUGAAGAAGGGCUCCCCUGUGUCCUGUUCAGGAUCACCAGCACUUCUGAGUUUGGGUUACCAGGCACAAGAAGUCCUAUUUAUAUACCACCAGCCGGUUCCAGAAAUCUUUCAUGCUGUAAGCUAUCUUUUUGACUUAGAGGUAACUUUCUAGUUUUCUUUCUUCUCAGUAUUUAAUAGCAACUCCCUGUUUCUUCAUCUUCUUUACACUUGGAGAAAUGAGGUACAUCUUGAAGUAGGGGAAAUAAACAGAAGUAACAUCCUUUAUCCCAGCAGUCAAAAAGUCUGUGAAAAAUUAGCAGUCAGUCCCCUGAUUGUGCCACCAAAUACAGAGGGAGUUCUUUUGAUUUCAGCUCAUACUUUUCCCUUCCCAAUCUUUUCACUAAAAACUCCAUCUGCUGUGUCCUCGGCCUGUUUCCCAACUGGGAUAUCUCUCUUGUUAUAAGAAUCUUAGCAAGUUAUAAACUUGCCUCCCUGUGUCUAUUAAGACUCCAAUAAUUAAUGCCGAGUGCAGUGGCUCACGCCUGUCUUC